Molecule: messenger RNA, 2747 nt
Organism: Monopterus albus (swamp eel)
Lineage: Eukaryota; Metazoa; Chordata; Actinopteri; Synbranchiformes; Synbranchidae
Gene: osbpl9
Product: oxysterol binding protein-like 9
Exons: 24
Coding region: 274-2490 (738 amino acids)
Cellular component (GO): membrane; cytosol; Golgi apparatus
Molecular function (GO): sterol binding
Source: RefSeq, a predicted model, not a curated record
UGUCUGUGUUUUACUUGUUUUGUCUAUGAAGCUGUUUUGCAUGCCCCUGUGCUCAUUUUGUCUCUCUUUGCAGCUAUCUGUUAUUUGUUGCUGACUGACUUUGUAACUAGAAAUGUUAACAGUCACUUCAUUAACAAGCUCUGGCCCAGGGGGCCCCUGAUCCCUUUGGCCCGUUCAGUAACUUAUACAUGCAUUGUCAUCACAUCAUCAUCUUGCUCGUGACGCCUGCCCACACCAUAUCCGACUCCUCCCCUACCGUAGCUUAUUGUAAAGAUGGCGUCCAUCAUGGAAGGACCGCUAAGCAAGUGGACAAACGUCAUGAAAGGGUGGCAGUAUCGUUGGUUUGUUCUGGACUACAAUGCUGGCUUGCUGUCAUACUACACGUCAAAGGACAAGAUGAUGCGAGGAUCCAGAAGAGGCUGUGUGCGACUCAGGGGAGCUGUGAUCGGCAUAGAUGAUGAGGACGACAGCACAUUCACCAUCACUGUGGACCAGAAGACUUUCCAUUUCCAAGCCCGAGAUGCAGACGAGAGGGAGAAGUGGAUCCACGCCUUAGAGGGAACUAUCCUCCGUCACACCCUUCAGCUCCGGGAGGCCGAAACAGGAUUUGUUCCAAGUGUUCAAGACUUUGAUAAGAAGCUAGCUGAAGCUGACGCAUACCUACAGAUUCUGAUUGACCAGUUGAAGCUGUUUGAUGAGAAGAUCAAGGACUGCAAAGAGGAUGAGUCAUGCAGGAAAAUUGAAACUUUGAAAGAGACUACAUGUAGUAUGGUAGAGUCCAUCAAACACUGUAUUGUGCUGCUGCAAAUUGCCAAGGACCAAAGUAACGAUCAGCAACACGCAAACGGACUUAUAAGCACCAUCAACCCAGUAGAUGGAAUCUACCAGCCCCCUCUGGACUCUGUAAUCAACACCACGAUGCCCACACAGACCGCACUACCCACAGACGCUUCUCAGGUGUGUAAAUCAGACCAACGGCCCUCCACGUUACCUGUUGGUCCCGUCGUCACUGCGAUGGGCAGUCUGCAGACCCCAACUCCCAACAGUACAGGGAGUGGCCCGUCAGGCCCCAGCAGUGGUGUUGCUUCUCCAGCUCACAUCCCCAUCCCCUCGCACUCAGUGCCAGACUUCUCCUAUUCCUCCAGUGAAGAUGAGUUCUACGACGCUGACGAGUUUUACCAUAGCAGCACUUCCCCCAAACGCAUAGAUCCCUCAGGGCCUCCAGCUGCCUCACCCCUCAGUAAUGAAGUUACAACAUUGAAGCGACCAGAUACCACCGAGUCCCUCAGCUCGUCUAUGUCCAAUGGUACCACAGAUGCAGAUCAGUUUGACAGCCAUGAUGACCGUGAUGAUGAAGGUGAGGGCGAGUCUGUGGAGGAGCACAAGAGCGUCAUCAUGCAUCUGCUUUCUCAAGUUCGUUUGGGCAUGGACCUCACGAAGGUGGUCCUGCCUACCUUCAUCCUAGAGAGGAGAUCUUUGUUAGAAAUGUACGCAGACUUCUUUGCACAUCCUGACUUAUUUGUAAGUAUUGCUGAGCAACCAGAACCCAGAGAGCGCAUGGUUCAGGUGUUAAAAUGGUACCUGUCAGCCUUCCAUGCAGGGAGGAAAGGCUCAGUGGCCAAGAAACCUUACAACCCAAUACUGGGAGAAGUUUUCUACUGCCACUGGGAUCUGCCCAGCGAGACAGAGGAACCCUCCCCACACACGGAGGCUGUAUCAGACGGUCCUGUUUCAUGGGCUUCACCCAACAGUGUGUCUUUUGUGGCAGAGCAGGUCUCUCACCACCCACCCAUUUCUGCAUUCUAUGCAGAGUGUUUAAGUAAGAAGAUCCAGUUCAACGCACACAUCUGGACUAAAUCGAAAUUCUUAGGCAUGUCCAUAGGGGUCCACAACAUUGGCCAAGGUUGUGUAUCAUGUUUGGAAUACGAUGAACAUUACAUCCUCACCUUCCCUAACGGAUAUGGCAGAUCAAUUCUGACUGUGCCGUGGGUGGAGCUGGGUGGCGAGUGCAACAUCUCCUGCUCCAAGUCGGGCUACAGUGCUAAUAUUGUGUUCCAUACAAAACCCUUCUACGGAGGAAAGAAGCACAGGGUCACUGCUGAGAUUUUUGCACCUAAUGACAAGAAGUCGUUUUGCUCCAUUGAAGGGGAAUGGAACGGAGUGAUGUAUGCCAAGUGGGCAACUGGAGAGAACACAGUGUUCAUAGAUACCAAGAGAAUGGGCAUCAUUAAGAAGAAGGUGAGAAAGCUGGAAGACCAGCUCGAGUAUGAAUCCCGAAGAUUGUGGAAGGAUGUAACGCUGAACCUUAAGGUGAAAGACAUUGAUGAAGCAACAGAAGCCAAGCAUCGGCUGGAGGAGAAACAAAGAGCCGAAGCAAGAGAGAGGAAGGAGAACGAGCAGCAGUGGGAGACCCGACUGUUUCAUGAAGACGGGGAGUGCUGGGUCUAUGAUGAGCCUCUUUUAAAGAGAUUAGCCUCUCAGAAGCACUGAGAAAACUACACACACGUGUAUAUAUGCAUAAAGAAAUGCACACACACAAGAGAGUCUUCAUAAGAACUCUUUUGGAAAAACCACUUUUAUCCUAGCCUUGGAAUGAAUGAAUGAAUGAACAUGUACACAGCUUUGCAUCUGACCGUAAAACAACAAUAUGGAAAUGAAUGAACGCAACUGGAAAGCUGUAACCGGAACAUUAGUAAAGCUCCUCUUUCUAUUUGGGCAAUCUCACUUCUGCCACCACCACCACCACC